CAUCCGUGUCAUUUGGGGUUAGCUGUAGCUAGCUUGUAAACAGGAUCACAUUGAUCAACGAGUCAUGAAAAUGAUGCAAAUUAAAACCCUGAGUGACUGUCGAUGGGGUUCUCGUCCAUUAGCGACAUCACUCGGAGAUAUCCCAAGAUCGUUUUACUUUUCUCGCUUCACCCCUCACAUCCCCUAAUAUAACCGUACCUGAUAUCAGACGCGUGAUCGUACGAGCCACCAACAAUUCUAUUUCAAAACAAUGAUCCAUGUGUCAAUAAUCGAGUCAUGUUCAGAAUCUUGGUGAGAUUCCGCAUAAAUAAUCAACAUCCUUUCGAACAGAAAUGUCCUUACACAUUAUACCUGUCACGUGGAUGGUGUCGCGAUCAAAGUACCGUGCCGGUGUAUACGCGGUUGAUUGCUGAGUUACUUCGUACAGAAGAAUCGGUUGUACUUAGUUAUAAGAACAUACGAUUUCUUAAGAGUCAUACAGAAGCUCGAAUCACCAACGCUUGUAAUGCUUGCUUGGAACAGGGAUUCUCCUCUGAUCACAUUUUGUCAAACCCAGUGUUAAUGACCAUUGAGCCUUCAGAAUUGAAGGAACGAUAUCUUUUUUUCAAAGAGGCAGGAUGUUCUAUUAUUUUGCCAGAGAUGAUAGCAAACUUCAAACGCUAUUUGACCAUGACUCUGGGUGAAAUGAAGCAAAAUAACUUGUUGCCCAAAGAAAUUGAUGUGACAAAGAAUAUUUGGAAUAACUUCGAUGAAAAGAUCCAUGAUCCACCCACAGAACCUGUGACUGAUAACAGUACCCUUCUUGCAAUACGUACUCGAUGCCUUCGACAUUAUAUGAAAGCAAAGCUAGGGGCAACAGAAGAAGAGCUUGAUCCAAUAUUUGGUGGAAAAAGGACCAUCUCAUACCGAAGUUGUGCAUCAAUCAAGAGCACAUUGAAUUUAUUAAUAAAUACAAUCGGCUUUUCUGGAGAAAAGUUGAAAAAACAUCGACAGAUAUUCUAUAUCGACGUGUUUGGCAUUGAAAGUAUCUUAAAAGAUGUGAAAAAAGUUGGCGACAUUGAUACCAAAACCUUCCUGUUGAGAAACUUCAGGUUAUUAAAGAAAUGCAGCAAGUUACGUGACACAACAAAGGUUCUUAACGAAUUCCGUAUACCAAAUAUCGCCAUUGAAAAAUGUCCCAGCAUAUUUCACUUUCUACCUGAAACCGUACGCUCUAGAUUAAUAGAGAUUCCUACCAUACCGGAAUUGUUUGGUCAUUGGCACAAUCCGCGAAUAUUGUUUUUAGUAUGCUAUCUGCCAAGAGCCAAAAGACGUAUCGAACAGCUGAAAGAGCUUAAUGUUACAUGCGCUAGCCUUGCACUACUGAUCUCCGGCGAUGCUGCAUUUCGAAGGUACACUGAGGAGGGAAUCGAUCGACCGAAAGGUGCAGACCUGCUUACAUUGUUGCAUUACGAAUUAAACACGGAUCGUAAAAUUAUCCGCGAUGUUCUCAGGAAACACGACGCCUGGUGUCAAAUUCCUUUCAUCUAUGCGCAAGAGACUUUGUUCUAUCUGAAAAAAAUCGGUUUUACAAAUGAGGAAAUUUGGAAAAAUAUUCAUAUCGUUCUUUAUAGGAAAACAAUAGUCCAAAAGGAAUUGGAGAAAAUUGAUUCGAAAUUGUCAAAUCGAUCCUGGGAUCUGACUCCCUCUCGGAAACUCGCACUGAGUUUGUAUCACAUAGAAAAACCUUAUCAUUUUAGUGGCAAAGGUGUUUGGGAUUCUCCGGUCGAUCAGCCCACUGUGAGAAGUUUUGACCAAGGGAGAAUUUCAAAUUAACUCAUGAUCUCGACGAAGUCUAUCAUCUACACAUUUUUCAACGAGUAAAUCAACGAUAGUUACUCAAAUGAAUAGUAGCUAUCGUGGAUGAAAAUCUAGGGCAAUUACUACUUCUAAUAAAAUUCGAGCAAUUGGUGUUCGUUUUUUUUUGUGGUGUGAU
This is a messenger RNA of Athalia rosae (coleseed sawfly), 1975 nucleotides long. RefSeq names its product transcription termination factor 5, mitochondrial (gene mTerf5). The transcript has 6 exons. The coding region runs from base 277 to 1815 and encodes 512 amino acids. Gene Ontology annotation, cellular component: mitochondrial matrix. Gene Ontology annotation, molecular function: double-stranded DNA binding. The record is from RefSeq and is a predicted model, not a curated record. Lineage: Eukaryota; Metazoa; Arthropoda; Insecta; Hymenoptera; Athaliidae. Gene Ontology annotation, biological process: termination of mitochondrial transcription; regulation of DNA-templated transcription.